Molecule: messenger RNA, 351 nt
Organism: Phaeodactylum tricornutum CCAP 1055/1
Lineage: Eukaryota; Bacillariophyta; Bacillariophyceae; Surirellales; Neidiaceae
Exons: 2
Coding region: 1-351 (116 amino acids)
Source: RefSeq, a predicted model, not a curated record
AUGCAAAAUACAACACUGGCUGAGGCAUUGGGCAGUGGCGACAAAAAGGAGAAAGUACAGAAAGCAACGCAAGGCAUUGAGAGUAAGGGGGAUCAGCACAAAUUCAUCCUGUCAAAUAGGGCGUUUGUGGAGCUCAGCUUUUACUUGCAAGCCCCCAAAGAGAUUUCGGACAACAAAGAACCCCACAAGCCGUUGUUCUCGGGCAAAGCUAACAUGGAAGAGCUGCUGACUAAGAGGGAGCCCAAGCAUGCCAUGAAAAUCAUUUUGGAAUUGUUGAAAGUUUGGUAUGACGAGUUGAGCAAUUUGAAAGGAUGCGGCUUCAUGGCCUUUUGCACCGUCUGGGCGUACUGA